Molecule: messenger RNA, 423 nt
Organism: Aureobasidium musti
Lineage: Eukaryota; Fungi; Ascomycota; Dothideomycetes; Dothideales; Saccotheciaceae
Source: the annotation of a GenBank genome assembly
AUGACACUACUCCCAUCUACCCUCUCACCUUUCGCCGAGCAGAAUCCGGAUGAAGAUAUGGCAGACAGCGAUAACGAACCCUCAAUAACAUCCGCGCUCAACCACGUUCUGAUUACAACACAAACUGGCAGUAUCGCACUACUGACACCUCUUGACGAGGCUACCUACCGACGUUUAUCAGCAUUGCAAACAACACUAUCCAGUAUCCUCGAACACUCGGCCGGUCUCAACCCGAGAGCCUACCGCUCGGUCGAGAGUGAAGGACUCGGCGCUAGAGGCAUAGUUGACGGCGAUUUGAUCACCAGAAUCUACGAGUUGGGUGCUGGUAAACGACUUGAAGUGCUUGGCAGAGCCGGUGCUGAAGUUUGGGGCAUGAGGAGUGAUCUGGAGAUCAUCGCAGGUGAAGGUUUGGGCUAUUUGUAG